Molecule: messenger RNA, 822 nt
Organism: Alternaria metachromatica
Lineage: Eukaryota; Fungi; Ascomycota; Dothideomycetes; Pleosporales; Pleosporaceae
Exons: 2
Coding region: 1-822 (273 amino acids)
Source: RefSeq, a predicted model, not a curated record
AUGGCGACUGCAUUCCACCUCUUCUCCGACCUGCCCGCUGAACUGCGCGUGCGUAUCUGGCACGUUGCCCUCGAGGACGACUACCACGAUCUCAAUGGCCGCAACCGCAUCAUCGAGCUCCAUAGCUACAACCCAACAUCGAAUACAAUCGCUGUCGCGGUAUCGCGUCGUUAUCCAACGCUUUUCGAAGUCAACUGCGAAGCGCGAUGUGAAGCUGCCAAAGCCGGCGGCGGAGAGUGGGUUACAGUCAACGCACAUUGCCAGAGCAGAUGUAAGACGAAGUACACGACCACCUUCAGCGUGUACAUGAACUUCUCGCAGGACGUUCUCUUCCUCUCCUCCCGAUUCCUCGUCGACAACGACGACCGCGGAGGACCAGGUAUCAGCAUCCCGGUGUGUCUUGAGGAGAAGAAAGUGCGUUUUUUGGUUACUUUACUGCGUCCCAGCGUCAUCAAGAAGAUUGCGUACCUCAUGCUCACGGCGGACCUUAUUCAUGGACAUUACAAGGGCAAACUCCUCGAGCUGUUCACUGCUCUCAAGCGUAUUCAUUUCCAGGCUCACCAUCGUUUUCAUCAUCUUCCCCGAAUCAGUGAAUCUGUCCUACAACACGUCCGGAAGGUCUUCGACGCAGAACCACCACAGGUGUCCUACCACCAUAUGUACGAAGUCCCUGAGCGGAGUACUCUGAUUUGGCUCUCAGUGUCUGGCGUGUCAAAUGUGGAGUAUGACGGCAUUCGCAAGGUCGAGUGGGGAUUCAGGAAGGACCUGUGGGUUCCGAGGGCGAAGAAGAACGGAUCGGGGACUCUGCAAAAGAUUGCGUAG